UUAGACAAAUGUAUAUCUAUGGAAUCUAACUUUUCGGUGUGCCAUGAUUAUCUUGAGGAUGAGGAAGACUUGCUUGCGAGUGUUAUGGCUUUAAGGGGCCAACUAAGGAAAACAGAGAGAAAUUUAGAAGAUUUGGGAGAAGAGCUUUUCAGUUCAUGUGAUGAUUCAGACCAAAGCAUACAUGAGGGAGAACUUGAUUCUUUAACAAUGGAAGACCUUGCUUAUUCAACCAAAUUAAAAAAUUCUUCAGCUCGUAAUGCUGUUAGCAGAGUAUCUUUACAUAAAAGAAGUUCUCCAAGGAAACCCAGGAGCAAAUCUUAUUCAGUAUCUUUUGAUAAAAGCAUGGAAGAAGAAAAUGAACAAUUAAGGGACAAAUUAAAUGUUCUCAGGGAACAAAACACGUUAUUGACUUCCCAGAACCACCAGCUAAUGAACCAGAUGGAAGCUAUAAAAUUUGAACUGAACCAAUCAAAAGCAAAAAUGUCUUUCUUUGAAUCUACUUUGGGUACACACACUGUUAGCAUUCCGAUGCUAGAAGACCAGAUAGCAAGCUUGGAAGCAGAAGUUCAAGCUCAGGAUAAUGUUUUGAAAGAGAGAGAAGAGAAAUUAGUGCAAAGCCAUGAUAUAGUAAUGGAACAAGAAUAUGCUUUGCAGAAGUUCAAGGAGGAAUAUAAAAAAAUGAAAGAUGAUUUACUUGAAUGGAGCAAAUAUGGAAAGAGAGCUGAACAGCAAAGAAACGAAGCUCUAUAUAAUGCUGAGGAGCUUACAAGAACUUUUCAAAAGUACAAAGAAAAAAUAACAGAAAAACUGGAAAAGGUUCAGGAUGAAGAACAAAUUUUAGAAAGCAAGCUAAUGAACUGUGUAAAAGAAAAGGAAAAGUUGCAGGCACAAUGUGAUACCUAUAGAAGCGAGCUUGAAAACAUGAAAGAACAAAUGAGAAAAUUAGCUGAAGAGAAUUGUUUUGGAAAAGAGAACCUAAAGAGCAUUGAAGCCAAAACCUCUGAACUUGAAACGCUUCUAACACAUUCCCAGAAGAAGAUCGUUGUGCUGGAAAAUAGACUUCAAGAGCAAAAUGCAUUAGCCGAAGCCAAAAAUACACUAAUACAAGAAAACGCUGACUUAAAAGUUUUCAUUGCAGAGCAAAAUGAUCAUCUUAAGUCAUGUCAUCAAGAAAUUGAAAAUUUAAAAACUGAAAAGACUAUUUUAGAAAGUGCUGCUUUCAAGUACUCCCAAAGUUCCCUUGAAGAGUUUGAAUCAUAUCAUGGCGAAUGUCGUUCUAAAGAAGCAUCAUGUGCUGCUUGCUGUGAUAUAAGCAGAUCCCUGAUAGAAGAGCUAAGAUUAAAACUGCAAAUGAAAGAUGCAGAGAUUCAGAGAAUCAUGGUCAAUAAGAUAGCUCAAGACUGUUUUGAUGAAAGUGAAGGACAAGAAUGCAGUGGAUUGUACAGCCUGGAAGCUGAGCAAGCAAGACUUACUGGAGAUCCAACAGUGAGAAAAUGCCAGCAAUUGGAACUGAUCAGUAAUAAGUUUGAAAAGGAGAAGCAGAAAUUAGUGAAACGUCUAAAAGAGUUGCAUGCCAAGCUGGAAAAAUCUGAAGAAGAGAAUUCGUCUUUAAAGGCUGACAUGGCCCAGCGAACUAGUCAGUUUCAAGCAAUACAGGAAGAACUAUUGGAGAAAGCUACAAAAUUUACAAACAUGGAACGAGAAGCAGCAAGGAAAUCUUCUAAAAUUUCAGCUCUUGGAAAACAGUUGGAAGAAAAAACAACUGCAUAUACAAAUGCUGCCUUAAGAAAUACUGAACUGGAACAGAACCUAAUGGAAGUACAUUCUAAGCUUCACGACUUGGAAAGAAACAUUGCUGAGGAACAUGAGCAGUUCAUUAGAACUCUGGAAGAAACAAAGCUGAUUCAUCUUGAGCAACACAAAGAAAUGGAAAAACAGAUUGAAUUACUUCAGACUCAACUGGAGACCAAAAACCAGCAACUCCAGGAGCAAGAGAAGACUGUGUCCAUUUUACACCAUGAUAUUAUAUGUAAACAACGUCAGCUUGAAUCACUGGACCGACAAUUGGUAGACAGCAAAGAGGCAAUGGAAAAGCAGAGCAUCAAGAACAAUGAAACUUUGAAGACGUUACAGGGCCAGUUAACUGAGGAAACAAUAAAGGUCAGACAGCUACAGACAGCACUAGAUAUCUGUCAGGAAGAGCUAGCAUUGUAUUUGAGUCGACUAGAAGAAAAUAAGGAGUCAUUUGAGAAGCAGCUGAAGAAGAAAUCUGAAGAGGUACAACGGCUGCAAAAAGAAAUCAAGAUUAAAAAUGACAACCUUCAAGCAACCAGUGAACAAAAUCUCCUUCUACAGCAGGCACUACAGCAGCAGCAGCAAAUGUUGCAUCAGGAAACUAUUAGAAAUAGUGAUCUAGAAGAUGGCCAAGCUAGACUUCAAAAGCAGUUAUUAAAACUAGAACAAGAGCUCCAAAAGCAAAAAGAAGAUUCAGAAGAAGAGUUGAGAAGAGCAAAUGAGAGGCUCCAUUUAUCCUCCGAGGAAAAUGAUUUGAAAAGACAAAAAGUGACAGAACUUACCAGCACAAUCAGGCAAAUCAAAACGGAGAUGGAUCAGUGCAAAGAUGAGUUAUUAGACAUGGAGAAAGAAUUAGUGCACUUAAGACGAGAGAGUCACUCUAAAGCUAUGCAGCUGAGCCAUUUGGAAAUGGCUUUGGAUCAGAAACAUUCAGAACUGCGUAAAAAGACACAACAAGUAAAAAUAUUAGAAGAGAAAUUACUUCAGAGUGAGAUGCAGCAAAAGGAUGCUGUACAGAAAAGGGAAUCACUAGAAACUGACUUGCAAAAUGCCAAUGAGGAACAAAAAGCCACUUUGAGACGGCUAGAGGAACUUCAGGACAUGCUGCAAAAAGCACAGAUGUCUAUGGAGGAGAAGUAUGCUGCUAUCCAGGAUUUGUCAGAGGAACUAAGGGAAUGCAAGGAUGAAAUUGAGGACAAAAAGCAAGAACUUAUUGACAUGGACCAAGCAUUGAAAGAAAGGAAUUGGGAGUUGAAACAAAGAGCAGCUCAGGUUACACAGUUGGAUAUGACAAUUCGUGAACACAGGGGAGAGAUGGAACAAAAAAUUAUUAGAUUAGAAGGAGAUUUGGAGAAAGCAGAUCUACAGAUCAGGGACUGUAAUAGACAGAUUGAGAUCUUGGAGAGCAAACUACAUAAGUCAAAUGAAGAGCUUCAUCAGAAAGAAUUUGACAUACUCCAACAAGAGCAGGAGAUAAUUCAACUUAAAAAAGACGUUGAAAGAAAACAGCAAAGAAUAACAGGCAUUGAGAAAACAGUGAAAGAAGAGGAAAAGUGCAUUGCAGGUCAGCACAAAGAAGUACUGGAUUUAGGUCAGCAGCUGAGGCUAGAACGUGAACAGAUGAAAUGCAUGCACACAGAACUACUGGAGAGUCGCCGUCAGCUGGCUCAGGUUCAGAGGGAUGCAGAGAGGAUCUCUCACAAAUUAGAAGAAGUGAACCAUCUCUCCCAGGAAAAAGAAGCUCGUGCAAAUUAUUUGGCAGAAGAACUGGGGGCAGCUCAGGCCCGGGAAGCUCAAUUAGAAGCAAGAAUGCAGGCAGAGGUUAAGAGGCUCUCAGCAGAAGUGCACUCACUAAAGGAAUUGUAUAAAUCAGAGAAACUAAUACACGAAACAGAGCGGACAAAAUGGCAGCAGUCUACAGAGUUUCAGGUAUCUAAAUCUCAUCAUCUUAAUGAGCAACUGAAGCAGUUGAAUCUGGAGCUAGAAGAUGCCCAAGACACCGUCUGUAAUCUGCAACAGCAACUUGAGUCUAGAAAUAUGCUGGUUCAAGCAGCAAAUGAAGCCCUGCUUCUCAAAGAAUCUGAAGUUACACGACUACAAACUAGAAUUGCAGGUCAUGAAAGAACAGAAGGCAUCAAACAAUUAUCAGUCCUAAAGGAGAUAACUCCUCACCUGUGGUCUGAUGAUAAAGAAGUGAACUUUUCUGAGCUCUCUCAUAUCUCCUGUGAUAAACACAGAAAAUUGCGUCGCUCUACAAGUGCUAGUGAUCUAUAUAUAAAAGAUGAUGGGGAUUUUUUACACCUUAAAGAGAUACUAGUAUUAGACUCUUCAGUGCCUUGUAAAAGCCUAAAAGAUACAACUUUUGCUUCAGAAAAAAGCCCAAGUGAAUCUUCAUUUGAUCCCUUGGCAUAUACUGUAGAUGAAGACGUGACUUGUGACAGUAAUGACUUCCACACUCUUAGUGGAAUGCUAAAAUAUAUCAACAAAGAGAUGAAAAAGUCUAAAAAUUCAUCCCUCUAAUUUUCACCUGAUGCAAAUGCAAAGGAGAAUCAAGUACAAAGCCUAUGAAGACAUACCUCAAGCAAGCAGUCAAC
Gekko japonicus is the source of this 4388-nucleotide messenger RNA. RefSeq names its product coiled-coil domain containing 18 (gene CCDC18). The record is from RefSeq and is a predicted model, not a curated record. Lineage: Eukaryota; Metazoa; Chordata; Lepidosauria; Squamata; Gekkonidae. The transcript has 28 exons. The coding region runs from base 19 to 4314 and encodes 1431 amino acids.